Messenger RNA from Hemicordylus capensis (graceful crag lizard), 6022 nucleotides. It is a transcript of the gene MBNL2, whose product is annotated as muscleblind like splicing regulator 2. Gene Ontology annotation, molecular function: metal ion binding. Bases 917 to 2074 code for a protein of 385 amino acids. NCBI's taxonomy places the organism in Eukaryota, Metazoa, Chordata, Lepidosauria, Squamata, Cordylidae. The record is from RefSeq and is a predicted model, not a curated record. The transcript is spliced from 10 exons.
CGAGCGGUGGCACCCGCGGCUGGAACGGAGGGGGCCGCAGCAGCGCACAGUGGCGGCAGGGCUGCCUCCGCAGCUGCAGGGGAAGCUGUUCUUGGUUUAUGCCGCCCUGUCUUUUCUGGGCGGCCUUUUCGCGGGGGCUGCGGCUCUGUGGAGAGGAGGAGGAGGAGUAGAGGCGGCGCCGCAGCUUUGGUUCAGCCCUCCGGGGAGGGGCUGGUCCAGCCUGUCCCCAGCGGCCGCCCCCGCCGCGCCAGGAGAGCUGACAAGUUCCUGUCUUUCCCGCCGAGCCCCAAAAGCGCGGCCGCAGCUCGGGCUCCCCAGCAGGUCCAUUUGUUGAAAGUGCCUUUGUGAAGUCACUCGUACCAGAGACGUCUGUCCCACCCCCACCCCGCUGCCAACUUGAUGUCUGCCAGCUAGAUAUUGCCCUUACCUUACUUGUCAUCUAUAGCAGUUUGCCAGCUGCUUGAUGGGAAACUGACUCCAUUUAUAAGGCAUGAGGAAAAUGUUAGGUUGGGCAUGAAAGCUGCUGAAUGUGUAACUCUCCCUGCAAACAAAGAAGACACAACAGGCUAAAAUGUUAUCAAGGAGUGCAGUUGCAUGAAAAUAAACUUGUGUAACAAAACGUGUCAACAAAACAAUCAAGGAGCUCACAGUUUUAAAAGCCAGAAAUGCAAGUGAGCAUGAAUAUUUUUGCAACCCAAAGUCUACAAGUGGCAUAUAUUGAUUGAUGACUGAUAUACUUGCGGAUAAAUAGAUUCUCAAUCAGCUUUGAAUGUAUUGGACUCUACUGAGCACUUAUUACAUCAUUACCAGUAGGAGCUAUUUGCAUUGAAAGGGGUUUUUUUCUUGAAUUGUUGGAGUACAUAACUGGAGGUGAUUCAUUAAUAGCAACUCUUGCAGUCUAAACCAGUUUUGCAUCAUGGCUUUGAAUGUUGCUCCUGUUAGAGAUACAAAAUGGCUGACGUUAGAAGUGUGCAGACAAUUUCAGAGAGGAACUUGUUCACGCUCUGAUGAGGAAUGUAAAUUUGCACAUCCACCCAAAAGCUGCCAGGUUGAAAAUGGAAGAGUUAUUGCCUGCUUUGAUUCUCUAAAGGGCCGUUGCACAAGGGAGAACUGCAAAUAUCUUCAUCCACCAACGCAUUUGAAAACUCAGCUAGAAAUUAAUGGUAGAAACAACCUGAUUCAACAGAAAACCGCAGCAGCAAUGCUAGCACAGCAGAUGCAGUUUAUGUUCCCAGGAACACCACUUCAGCCAAUGCCCUCAUUUUCUGUUGGACCAACAAUAGGCUCAAACGCAGCACUAACCUUUGCACCAUAUUUAACGUCUGUCACUCCUGGGGUUGGAUUAGUUCCUACUGAAAUGGUUCCCACGCCACCUGUCAUUGUUCCUGGAAGUCCACCUGUCACAGUCCCUGGGUCAACUACAACACAGAAACUCCUCAGGACAGAUAAACUGGAGGUUUGCAGGGAGUUCCAGCGAGGAAACUGUGCACGGGGCGAAACUGACUGCCGCUUUGCACAUCCUGCAGACAGCACAAUGAUUGAUACAAAUGACAACACCGUAACUGUUUGUAUGGAUUACAUAAAGGGGCGCUGCAUGAGGGAGAAAUGCAAAUAUUUUCACCCUCCUGCUCACUUGCAGGCCAAAAUCAAAGCCGCUCAGCACCAAGCCAACCAAACUGCAGUGGCAGCUCAGGCAGCUGCUGCAGCUGCUACAGUGAUGACUCAGUCGACUGCCAAAGCAAUGAAGCGACCUCUCGAAGCAACUGUAGACCUGGCCUUUCCUCCUGGUGUAUUUCACCCUUUACCAAAGAGACAAGCACUUGAGAAAAGCAAUGGUGCCAGUGCAGUUUUUAAUCCCAGUUUCUUGCACUACCAACAGGCUCUUGCUAGUGCACAGUUGCAGCAGCAUGCAGCAUUUAUUCCAACAGGGUCAGUUUUGUGCAUGACACCCGCUACCAGUAUUGUACCCAUGAUGCACAGCGCUACGUCCGCCACUGUCUCUGCAGCAACAACUCCUGCAACAAGUGUCCCCUUCGCCGCAACAGCCACAGCCAAUCAGAUAAUACUGAAGUAGCCAACAGGAAUGGAAUGGAAUGUCAAGAGGCCUCGUUGAGAACAGCAAAGCAUUGUUACUGUACAUACUACCCUGUCUCUUCCUCAAUAGAAUUGCCACAAACUGCAUGCUGAGUAAAGAGUUUGUUUGUCUGGACAAAUCACAAACCCUAAAGAGCUAGUGCUGCUAUAUCAUAUAUGAAUAUUAAAUAUGGUAUGCUUAGUAUAUUCCAAACUAAUCUAGUUAACUACCUGAUGCCAGCUGUGAUGGUUCAAGACAUAAAAGGAUAACAUUUUACUUUUAAAGGUUUUAUACAACACCGUUUACUUCUUAGAAAUAUUGUCUUACCACCAUAACUAUAGCUAAUGUAAGUAGUCCUAUUCAUGUAUUAUUGUAGGGUUCACGACUUUUGAAUCUUUCAAUGUUAGCAAUAAAUGAUUUACAUUGGCCACUAAGCCCAAGAUCCAAAGAACCACAUGAUUAAUUCCACAUGGCCAAGGUCACUUUGGACAUGUGUUUCUUGACCGACAGCCCUACUCCAGUCCACAUGGCAAACCACUUUUGGAUUGCGGGGAGUUUCAAAAGUAGUUUCUGAUAUGGCACAGGAGUCUGCUGCUCAAAGCAGGAAGAAAGUCAAAACCUACACUGUGGCAUGUGCACACCCUUGGGUGUGCCAGGCUAGCUCUUUGGAUCAUGGACAAGAUACACCAACCACAGAUUUAACUUUUAACCCUUUAACAAUUUUGUACUCUCUUAAAACACUUACUUCUCUGCUAGGCAGUUGAUGCCAAGACAAAGGAGGUGAUGUAAAAAGAACCUUGUAUUGGUGCACAUCACCACCUAAAAGUUCCAAAUAGAUAAUCCAAGGUAAAGCACAAAUUGUGGAGAUGCACAUGAGCUUAUAUUGGGUGUUUAUGGAGAAGCUGUACCGGAAUCAUGGCAUUCUAGAACUAAAUUAAACAUUUGCACGGUAUGACUUUCAUACCCCUAACAAAGUCUUGACUAUGUUAUUUUACAAAGAGAGAAAAUAUUUUUUAAAAAGAAGCCUUUGCAGAAGUGCCUAAAGUGCCACAUCAGACUUGAAACUUAGUGACGCUAAGGUCUAUAAUUGAAUCUACACCAAGUGAUUAAGCUUUCAGAUUUACAAUCAGGUUACCAAAAAGAACUUGUUAUGAAAUAACUUCUUCCCAGCUAAAUAAAUGGGACUAUAGAUGAAAAGAUUAGCAUGAUAUUCUAAUUUAACUAAAACUGAAUGCAGUCAUUGAAAAUCUGAUAAGUGACUUUAAUCUAGAUGAUUAGGAAAAUAUUGAACAGGAUGUAGAGAGAGCUUCAGUUUAAUCCAUUGUUACUGUUGCCGUAUUUUUAAAAUCGGGUUAAAGAAGUUGUAACCGGAUUACAGCACAGAGAAAGAAACUAGUUCUUUUAACCUUUUUCUUUAAAAGCUUAUUUUAUGUCACAGAAAUAUGAAGAUAUCUUUAAUACAGCUAUAUACAUAUUAUAUAUACAUAUAUAUGGACAAAACAGAUUUUAAUGUUUACUUUUUUAAAUACUGUGUUGAUUUACAAGGUAAUUAUAUACAUUUGAUUAAUGUAGGAGGUUUGUUUUUAAGAUUUGUUUCCUACACUAUUGUACCAAAUAUGUCACAUUUCACAUUUUAUAUGUUGCACAUAUAUCAUAUACAUAGUUUUUAAAUUAUUGUUUAUUAAAAAAAAGCAGCUGUUCUAUGGAAAUAUGUAUAAUUGUUUGAAACAUCUGUUUUCCAUGUGAACAUUAUGGAUGAUUGCAGUAUUUUAACUUAGCCUUUUCAGAUUGAUUCUAAGCUCUUUAGCUUCAACAGCACUGCCUGUUCUGAAAGACCAGAAGCACUAAUUGAUUUUUUUUGUUAAUGAAAUUAUUUUUCAGUGUUAAUCUUGGUUUUUCAAAUGUCUAAUAUCUGUUUAUAUUAAAACUGUAGAUUGGAUCACUUAAACAGGGGAAAAUGCAGAAUCUGAUGAUAAGCAUAGUGCUUGUAAUCUUUCAUUUGUUUUAAUUUGUGAAGAAUAUGUAUCUUUUAUUUUACUUGUAAAUUUUCAGUCAUUAUAACUAGAUUACUGACAUGGCAGUUUCUCAUUUGUAUUUUUUGGUGGGUUUUUUUGUUGUUAAUGAUCCAUUUCAACAUUUGGUAGUACUAAAUGGCAAAUUAUGUAUGUUGUUUAAAUCUUUAAAAUGUAGAAAGCAAACAUUUUAGUGAACAUAUGUCUUACUAAUUAUUUUCUUAUCCCUCCAAUAUUAUUUUGUUUCCAUUAAUGAUCAAACUCAAUACCUAUGAGUUUUACUCCUGAACUAAGAGAGAAAAAGAGAAAAUGUAUUUUUUAAAAAAAGAGAUCCACUGUAUUGGCAUACAAGUUUGUUCUGUUCCUACAAUUUUUUGUAAUACUUAUGUCAACUCUUAGACCAUUUGCUCCAGAAUAGCCAUGUUGAUGUCAUUGGAAUUAUGCUGGAAUAAGUUGUUUAAGAAUCACAGUAAGAACAUGAGAGGCAGAGGUUUUGCAGACCGAGAGAAAUCAGCAUCAGCAGGAAUGAGGUCCACACAACCCAGUCUUUUAAUGUAGUUGCCUUCCUUAGCAAGCUAUUGGAUAGCCCUGACUUGAACUGUUGACUGCUUUUAGGACUUCUCGAAAACCUAUUAAUUCAUUCAUUCCCAGCACUGCUUGACAAGCCACACUUUAUUUCUAAGUCGUUGGCUUUCCCUUCCCUAUGCAGUCCGCCAAUAGUAAAUCAGUGCUUCAUUAAGCAUCUCUGAUUUCUCCAUUCUGUUCCUGCCUCACAACGUUUUCAUUAGAUCCAUUUACCUUUUUUCUGAACUGCUGUUGCUUCCCUGCUCAUGUUCCUUACUAGAUCCUCACUCCUGACCUGAUUUCUCCUCCAGACACGCAACUAUUUUCCACAUAGUGUUCCUCCAUUUCAGCCACACCCUAAUGUUGUAGCCCUCUAGCAAUGUACCAAUUACUGCUUGCUUUGUUCUAUUUCUUGAUCUCACUCUUUAGCUUAAUCCCACUGGUUUGCUGCUUGCCACACCUUAUCCUGGCUUGAAUCAUUGGGUUGAACCACAAGCCUGAUCACAAACAUUCAGGCUUUCAGAUACCACCAGAAUGCACUCUUUAGAACUUACAAUGGGACCCCAAUCUUGCAUGCCAGUCAUACGAACCCACAAAGCCAGACUAUCCCUCUUAAUUUCAGUAGGACAGCUAGAGUAGCAGAAAGCAGAGCAAAUACAACUUUGCUCCUGUCCAUUUAGAGGUAAAGCUGCUGACUCUAAGAACACAAAGUCACAAUUUCCCAUCUCUGCCCUCUUCUGCCCAAGUUCAAUUGCUCUUUGUCUGUUUAGUCUCUGUGUCCCUCACGUUCAAUCUGUGCUAAUAGUAAGGAAAGAGCUAGCAUAAAUAUAAAAUUAUUAUUUUUGAGUAUACAAGAACAUGAUUAUUGAGUAUACAAGAACAUGAUUUUAUUUAUUUAUUAUAGAGUAAUUUUGUAGAAUACAUUGCAUUUGGAAAGAUCUAAAACUAUUUUUGUGUAUAAAUAUUAUUUGCCAAAUUUUCAUUUAUAUUUUGAAAAAGAAUGUCUAAUGAUGGUUACCUUAUGUUGGUUUUAUUUUUAAUUUUCAAAUAACUCCCUUGAAACAACCAUGAAAUGGGCCAAUAUAGUCAGUGAGAACAGAAGCCGGGACAAAUAAUUUCAAGUUACUUGAGAUGUCUCUCUAUUUAUUUUCUAUAAGGGCACUUCACCAAAAUACCUUAAUUUGCCCAUACAAAGUGAUCAGUGGUGACAUUUACACUGCAUACUUUCACUAACAGUCAAAUAAAUCCCUGUGUCUUGCCAUGUACUGUAACUACUUAGCAACCUGUUAAAUACCCAUUUAUGAGUUUAUUGAGAUAUUAUUUAAUUACCCAAUGUGAAACCAUGGAAAUAAAAAGAAGCAUUUUAAAACUA